CUAUUCCAGGAGGGCCGGAGACAGGGGCCCCCACCUCGAGAGAAACAGAAAAGACAGCUUACUACAUUCAACCGAAAAAUCACAAAAAUAAAAAAUAAUCCUUUUAAGUAGCUCUUACAAAAUUUCCCUCACGAUCACUCUCAAAGUGGAGGAAAGUAAAAGUUUGAGGAAUUAUUCAAUCUAGAGGAAGCAUGAAGGGCCAUGAAUCAAAGAUCCCAAGAAUGGAGGACAUUCUUAACCUUCCGGUGCAAGAUCCUCCUUGUUCAGAGUUUUCUGCUGCUCACAUAAAGUGGGUAAAAGUAGAAGGUGGUCGCCAUGGUGGUGAUGAUAUUGCUUUAAUCCCUUUUGCUAGAGUAGAUGAUUUUGUUAAAGGAGAGUCAUCUAAUGCAGAAUGUCCUGCUAGUUUCCGCAUUGAGUCGAGGAGGAAGAGAUCUGAAGGGAGUAUCAGCAAACCAAGGGUUGAUGGAUAUCUUGAGUAUACACUAUACUGGUGUUCUUAUGGUCCUGAAGAUUACCGAGAUAGCGAGUCUGGUCUUGGGGAUGUCUCAAACAUGAAACCUGCCACAGGGAAGGGAAGCAGGCCAGGGCGACGCCACAUGAUGAGAGGUUGCCUUUGCCAUUUUACUGUAAAACGCUUGUACACCCGCCCCCUCCUUGCCCUUAUUAUAUAUAAUCAAAGGAAGCAUGUAGAUAAAACAGGGGCCCCUUGUCAUGGGAUACUUGAUCAGGAUGCGGUGGGGACAAGAGCUAUGUAUGCUCCACGAAUCUCAGAGGAAUUACGCCAGAAGGUGAUAUCUAUGCUUUAUGUUGGAAUAUCUUUGGACAACAUAUUUCAGCAUCACAUGGAUGUGGUCCAAAGGCAUGGGGGCCCACACAACCGAGAUGAUUUUCUCACACGAAACGAUGUUCGCAACAUUGAAAGAGUCAUUCGUAAUACAUCACAUGAACUUCAUAUUGAUGAUGAAUGCAGUGUAAAAGUAUGGGUACAAAGGCAUCAAAAACAUGUUUUUUACUUCCAAGAUGCUUCUGGUUCAGAACCUUUUAUUUUGGGGAUACAGACAGAUUGGCAGCUGCAACAGAUGCUUCACUAUGGACAUAAUGGUUCAAUAGCUUCUCAUUCUACCUUUGGCUCAAAGAAACUUAAGUAUCCCUUAUCCACUUUACUCGUCUUUGACUCAUCCCAAAAUGCAAUUCCUGUUGCUUGGGUGAUUACCUCCGCUUUGGUUGGUCAAGAUGUUCAUAAAUGGAUAGGUUCCCUUUCUGAAAGAAUCCGGGCAAAGGACCCUAGAUGGAGAGUCAAUGCCUUCUUAAUAGAUGAUCCUUCUUUUGGGAUUUCAGUCAUAAGAGAUGCUUUCCAGUGCCGGGUUCUAUUGUGUGUCUGGCAUGUUCGCCGUGCUUGGAUAAGGAGUCUUUUAAAGAAGUGCUGCAACAUUGAUGUGCAGCGAGAGAUGUUUAAGCAUUUGGGUUGGAUUUUGUAUUCCUCAAGAAGCGGGCCAAAUGCUAUGGAUGCAGUUGAAGAAUUCUUGGAAAUAUUUGUUGAUCAAUCUGCUUUUAUAGAUUAUUUCAAGAGCCGAUGGUCACCAUACAUAGAAUCAUGGGUUAGCGGCAUAAGGUCCCUUCCGGUAGCUGGUCCAGAGCCCCAUGCUGCCAUUGAGUCCUAUCACCGAAGAUUGAAGUACAAGCUUUUUAAUGAGCAACAUGCUAAUUUCUGGUCUAGAAUUGACUGGUUAAUUCACGCUUUGACCACAGAAUUUCACUCCUUAUAUUGGUUAGAACAAUACACCAGAGAAACAGGAUAUUUUCCAAAUUUUAGAGAUGAAUCUUUCUCAACCAAUGCUUGGUAUCAGGCCCUCCACAUACCAAAUGUCGAUGUUAUAUUGGAUGAGCAGAAUCUCCAGCUUGCAAAGGUCAUCUCCCAAACAGACAGAAACCUGGCUUAUGCAAUUUGGAACCCUGGUUCAGAAUUUUCCCUCUGUGAAUGCGACUGGUCAAGUCUGGGAAAUCUCUGUAAGCAUGUCAUCAAGGUGGCAAUGAUAUGUAAAAACCGGCAGGUUGCAAGGCCAUUGUUGUCAGCUCAAAUUUAUAGGCAGACCUUGCUUAGUCUUCUGCAUAAUCCCCCUGAUGAUCCUGUUAUUCUUGAUCAUGCUAUUCUGUGUGCAACUCGCUUGCAACAGGAUAUCAAAGGCUUGGAAGACUUGUCUAACAGUGGGCUACUCCAGCAAUCGCCUCCUGAGAUUAAUUCUCAAGUAGCAGAUAAUACUCUCUUUUUUCCACGUUCUCAUUGAUUACAGCAUCCUAAAAAGGCAAUUGAACACUUUCAGUGAGGCUGUGAAGUUAUAAGUUAUCUUCUGACAAUCUAGCUUCUGAUUGAGGAAGAAUGCAUAUUAUCAUGCUUGGAAAAGCAAACAUGAAGUUUUAAAUGUAUGGCUUUCAAACUCCACCUACUUGAGGUUUUAAGCUGUUCAGCUGCCAAGGUCUAUAUUGUUCUCUAUUCUCCUUCCCACAGCAGGUAUUCUUUGGUAUUUUCUCAUCUUUUCUGCUAAAAGUUAACUUUUUUUCUUUCUCUAACCAUACUGCAGUGACAUAAAGUGGAGGGUCAUUGGCGAAUUAUGUUUGUUUUGGAAAUUUACUGGGACUUUCUCAAUGGUAACAACUAGAUUUACUUCUUCUGCGACUGAAACUGCUGCAAUCAAAUCGUAUAAUCUUUGUGUUUGAAAUCUUUUAUUCUGGCUUUGGUCAGAAAAGCGUAUGAAAACCUUGCAGGUAUGGUCGAGCAGUGUUCUCAGGUUUAAUAUGACAAACUUGCUUUAUUAAGCAAAAAUUGUCCCACAAAAAGUAUGUUCUCAGGUGGUCCUGGUUUAUUUUCAUUUUCAUUUUGUUUUUUUUUUUUGAAAGGUGGAAUAUCAGCUUUCAUUACUGAGUAGGGUCAAAAAAGAGGAGAAAAUUUAGUUGGUUCAUGACAAGUUUAAAUAUCCAGCAAAAUGAAAUGAGAAGUUUCUAAAUGUCAAAUUUAACCCUUUUAGUCCAUGAAUUGGAUAUGAAAAUCAUUCCAAGCAACGGAAUUGACAGAAGACUUAUAUGUUUGUUUAGUUAAUCUGAGCUUAUAAAUAUGUGUAUAAGCUGAAGUUGCUGGCUGAACUGUAUUGUUUUUAGAUUGAAAAUUACUUAUGCCUUUUUAGACACUGUAAGGUUUGCAGUCUCAUUCAUUGAAACCUGAGGUCAGGUUGUUUUGAAUUGAUUAUAUCUAAUCCUUGGUAUUUGAAGGCAUGUUAGUUUUUUGGAAUUUCCAUUGUCCUAUUUGGGAUAUUUUCAUAUCUCAGAUUCCUAAUUCAAAUAUUACACUCAACCAUGUGGGAGUGGAGUCCACUAUUUUGUCCCAGCAAAGUUGAUCCGGCUACCAACUGAGCAAGUUCCAGAGUAGGAAUAGAACAGAAAUUACUUGUAAGAAUAAGUUUCUAGUGAGUCAUGACUGAAAAAGUCUUGAGUGGUUUGAGAUUGAAAUUUCUGGUUAUCUUAUGCAAUCAGACUUGCUUAGUCGGAUUGAAAUAUGUAAUUCAAUAUUCUUUAACAAGGACUUAUCUCGGGUCGCACAUAUUUGCUGCUACAUUUUCAACCAGGUACCCAAUUAUGGGAAUAUGUCACGGCUCAGGUCAAAUGAGGAUUAGGAGUGCAUACUGGGUGUGCGCAUGAGGAGUCUGAGGCCCAUGGAAAUUCUCUUUCUAUUGGCCAGGUUGAUGGGAAACCUCUAUUUGUGCCUAGGGGCCAAAAGCACACAGCCUGGUUGUCCAGGCUCUUCAGCCACCCGCACCAGCAAGCAGACAGUCAGGCACAGAGGGCCAGAAUUGUGAAACAACUACUGGGAGCCUCGUCUUGCAAUUUGAAUGCCACUAGCCGUAACUCACACUCUCCUUAGUCGUUACUCACAUGGAGCCUCUCUUAGGUACAUUUUUGACUUGUCUAAGUAGGGACAUUUGUGUAGAAGGCUUUGCCUGUAUAAGCUCCAGCGUAAAUCAUUGUAUAGCUGAUGAAACACUUAUAAUUCAAAGGCUUUUUUUGCCGUCAA
Messenger RNA from Theobroma cacao (cacao), 4063 nucleotides. The record is from RefSeq and is a predicted model, not a curated record. Lineage: Eukaryota; Viridiplantae; Streptophyta; Magnoliopsida; Malvales; Malvaceae.